GUGUUUUAUAGGUCUCUUACGUGAGGUUGGAUAGCAUCCUCACUCAACAUGGUUGUCCUUCCGGUUCUGAUUUUUUGCGUUGCUCUGUUGAAGACGUGUGUAGGGUCGGAGCAAACUACAGUUGCUUCUGAAUCUGCUACAGAAAAUUACGCUUGUCCAGGACAGUGUAUGAAAGAAGAGGGAUGUUCUCUGGCUCUAAAUGAUACAGACUGUGGUAGCGGGCUUGUAUGCUGCAUAGAUCAAGACGGCACAACGACUACCGAAUAUGCAGAAUAUUUUACAACUGAAGAUUCUUUCGGAUACAGUUCUCCGGCUCAGGAAGUGUAUGAAGAGGCCGAAGCAGAAGCUGAAGUUCAGGAAGUUGACCAAGCGGGUUAUUCUUAUAUGGUGGGUGGAGAAGAGAAGCCGGAAUAUACCUAUAUUGUCCCUGAAGAAUCCGACGACUUAACUUCACGCAGAUCUGGAGAUGCGGCUGAAACUUGCCCUGGUGCAUGCAUACCUGUUGAGUCCAGUAAUGAAUGCGACUAUGUUCUGAUGAAUGAAGAUGUGUGCCCUCCAGAAGCGGCUUGCUGCCUAACCGACGAGGUUAUACAAGCAACUACUGACCAAUAUAACUACUUUAUAACGGAUGAGGAGACGUCAACCGACGAAAGUGAAGAAAAUGUCUUGGUCAAACGACAUAUCCCGUCUCCUUCUGGGGGUUCUUGCCCUGGUACUUGCGUUCAUCCUUCAAAUGCCCUCUUCUGCGAACAAAUCUUGCCACAAUUUUCUUGCCCACUGAAUUCUAAAUGUUGUAUCAAACGUUCUACUGAGCAAUCGUCAAAGAUUGUUCAAUGCACAGGUCAGUGUCUACCUUUGAAUAUGCAAGGAUACUGUUUUCCUCCAAAUGAAUUAAUCUUGGGAUCUACAACAUGCAAACGUGGUACAACUUGUUGUAUGCAAAAGUCUUUAGGAGGUCGUAUCCAACCUCCUUCUGUUGGAGCUAUGCAAUUUCCCAAUGUCCAAUAUCAAAUGCCACCUUCUGACCCUUCUCAAGUAGUCCUGGGACACUUGGCAGUUGAUGACGAAGGCACAGUAUUCCGAGUGGGUACAGAUGGCCAAAUAUCUCCUCUUCCAAGAGUUUCUCGAAUAGAUCAUCUUCGAGCCAAAUAUAACAAAUUGAUGGUAUAUCCUCGAUCUGGGGGCCACAUAGUGAUUUAUUCGGAUUCAACUGGGGCCUUGUACCAGCAAUUCUAUCCAAACAAUACCUACGAUCCUGAAACUCCCUUUGGUAGACCCUCGGGUCAGAGACCCGGCAAAACUCCUCCUGUUCAAAGACCAAAAUUUAAACCUAUAAUAAAGAAGCCAACGGAAGAAGAGUCAAGUCUACAAGACCUAGAAGAUAUUCCCAUCUUUCAGCAAGAGCACGAAACAAAAAAGCCAAUUGAUACUGAAAAAGAAACGAGCCUGCAAGACUUCGAUGCUUUUCCUGAACAGGAACCUGAAGAUAUAAUUAUUCCGGACGAUGAUGACGAAGCACCUGUCGUAGAAUCUAGACCCUCUAUUGCUGACAGUAAAACGGGAAGACCAACAUGUCCAGGCUCCUGCCUUUCCUAUUUUCUUAGAUUCACCUGCUUUAGGGGGUAUGCUAUUUAUGAUGGAUUUUCUUGCCCUGGAAGGUCGGUGUGCUGUGCUCGUGUGGCAGAUAUUGAAAGCCACGAAAAACGCCUGAGAUCCCUGUCUCCUUACUACAAAGAAUCGUCUGACUCUGGGAAAACUGUUCCUAAAUGUGGCAUCAAAGGUAGAAAAGAUUCUCAGCGUUCUGUUAGCGGGCAAGAAUCUUUACCAGGAGAAUGGUGCUGGCAGGUGGCCAUCAUAAACGUUCAGAAUCAAUACAUGUGUGGUGGUGCUCUAAUAGGCGACUCCUGGGUUCUAACUGCUGCUCAUUGCAUUACUAGUUCUAUGAAAGAGAAUCAAGCAGUAUUCGUCAGAGUUGGUGUAACUGAUCUUAAGAGUCCCGAAGAUAACAGCAAAGGACAGACUAUCCGAGUCGUAUCAACUUUCAUCCAUCACAACUUUAACAGCAUCAAUCUAGAUAACAACAUAGCCCUGCUUAAACUUCAGAAGCCUGUUGAUCUUACCGAUAACGUAUGUGUUGUAUGCUUGCCAACUAGCGGUCAAAUGCCAGCAGUAAAUGCCAAGUGUACAGUAACGGGAUAUGGCUUUGUCUCUAAAGAGGGAGAGAUGUCUCUAAAAACCGGAGAAGCGCCAGUACCAAUUGUCGAUGACACUGAAUGCAUGGCUAAUGUGACUGAAGCUUUGGUUAAUCCUUUCAUUCUUCCUGCAAGUAGUUUCUGUGCUGGAGGUCAAGGGCAACAAGAUGCCUGCCAGGGUGAUGCUGGAGGUCCUCUUGUCUGCGAGAUCGGCGGUCACCAUGAGCUUGUAGGACUUGUCUCCUGGACACUCGGAUGUGGCAGAAGUGACGUGCCGAGUAUCUACGUCAAGGUUCCUGCAUUCAUGGGAUGGAUUAAUCAAGUCAUCAGCUCCAGCUCGUUCUUGACGGCUAUAAAUUAAAUUCACCUCCAAUCAUAUGACCUGUAAAUGCCAUCAUAUUUAUUAAUAAAUUACGUUUCUACACUC
Argiope bruennichi is the source of this 2619-nucleotide messenger RNA. Its product is annotated as protein masquerade-like. Gene Ontology annotation, molecular function: serine-type endopeptidase activity. The record is from RefSeq and is a predicted model, not a curated record. NCBI's taxonomy places the organism in Eukaryota, Metazoa, Arthropoda, Arachnida, Araneae, Araneidae. Gene Ontology annotation, biological process: proteolysis. The transcript is spliced from 6 exons. Bases 49 to 2553 code for a protein of 834 amino acids.